CCCGGGCCCCAACCCACGGGCUACUCCGCCGUCACCAAUUCGUCACACAACGUCUCCGGCGAGACGAUGCCCUUCAUAGGCAGCGGCACGGUGGCCACCGCCGUCAUCUACGUCACCGUCUUCAUGGUGGGCCUUCUCGGCAACACGCUGGCCAUCUACGUGGUGCUGCGCUACACCAAGAUGAAGACGGUCACCAACAUAUACAUCCUCAACCUAGCCCUGGCGGACGAGCUCUACAUCCUGGGCAUCCCCUUCCUCGGCACGCAGAGUGUGCUGUCCUACUGGCCGUACGGCGAGUUCUUCUGCAAGGUGUGCAUGACCGCCGACGCCGUGAGCCAGUUCGCCUCCAACUUCUGUCUGACGGUGAUGAGCAUCGACCGCUACCUGGCAGUGGUGCACCCUAUUCGCAGCGCCAGGUGGAGGAAGCUGUACGUGGCCAAGGUGUUUAACGGCGUGGUGUGGGUGGUGUCCUUCUUGGUGGUGCUGCCGGUGACCAUCUACUCGGACGUGCAGGACAAGUUCAACUCCUGCAACAUCAGCUGGCCCGAGCCCAGGAGCUGGUGGCGUAUGGCGUUCAUCCUCUACACGUCCAUCCUGGGCUUCUUCGCCCCCUUGCUGAUCAUUUGCCUCUGCUACCUGCUCAUCGUCAUCAAGGUGAGGUCGGCCGGUGCGCGGGCGGGCCUGACCAAGCGGCGUAGGUCGGAGCGCAAGGUCACGCGAAUGGUCGUGAUCAUUGUGGUGGUGUUUGUGCUGUGCUGGCUGCCGUUCUUCCUCGCCAACAUCGUCAACCUGUGUUACACAAUCCCCGAGAACAGCGUCAGCGUGGCGGUCUACUCCUUCCUGGUCAUACUCACCUACGUGAACUCCUGCGCCAACCCGUUCCUCUACGGCUUCCUGUCCGACCACUUCAAGCAAAGCUUCCGUAGGGUGCUCUGCGUCCUCAAGGCCAACGGUGUUGGCGCCCUGGACCCGGUGGGAGGGCGACAGGCCGCACCGCAGCAGAAGCCGGGGGCCAACAGCGAGGCUCUUUUCUUGAGCAGGAAUCACAUGCAGAAUGGAAGCAAGCAAGGCAGUCAGCAAGAGUGUAUGCAGGAGUGCAUGCAGGAGUGUAUGCAGGAGUGUAUGCAGGAGUGCAUGCAGGAGUGCAUGCAGGAGUGUAUGCAGGAGUGCAUGCAGGAGUGUAUGCAGGAGUGCAUGCAGGAGUGUAUGCAGGAGUGUAUGCAGGAGUGUAUGCAGGAGUGCAUGCAGGAGUGCAUGCAGGAGAGUAGGCAGGAGUGUAUGCAGGAGUGCAUGCAGGAGUGUAUGCAGGAGUGCACGCAGGAGUGUAUGCAGGAGUGUAUGCAGGAGUGCAUGCAGGAGUGUAUGCAGGAGUGUAUGCAGGAGUGUAUGCAGGAGUGCAUGCAGGAGUGCAUGCAUGCAGCAGUUCCCCUGCAGCUCAGGGCCACCACUUCUGUUUGCCUGUUAACGCUCCCAUGA
Molecule: messenger RNA, 1476 nt
Organism: Lampris incognitus (smalleye Pacific opah)
Lineage: Eukaryota; Metazoa; Chordata; Actinopteri; Lampriformes; Lampridae
Product: somatostatin receptor type 5-like
Exons: 3
Biological process (GO): cellular response to glucocorticoid stimulus; neuropeptide signaling pathway; regulation of insulin secretion
Cellular component (GO): neuron projection; membrane
Molecular function (GO): neuropeptide binding; somatostatin receptor activity
Source: RefSeq, a predicted model, not a curated record